GAUGAAAGAUCAUAUUUUACAUAAUUUUCCAGAUUAUAUUUACUGAAUACAUGAAUUCUGAGUCACAGUGGCAGUUCUUGAAGACGUAGAAGUUGAGUCUUGUUUAGUAGCACAUACGUACAUUAGGCUCUUAUAAAAGGUGAUUCUAAGCCCGGCUCCCCAGAUCCUUGAAUGCUCAGUCAGAAUCAUUUUAGCAGCAUGUUCCUGAAAGAGAAGGCAGGGAUUUACAAAGGAAACUUUGCUAUUUAUUGUUUAACACCGACUGCCAUGGUAAGGGCACUAUUUUCGGGAGGCUGACUUGGUGUCAAAUAACAGAUCUUUCAAUAUGCUGUAUUUGUGAUUUUCAGGUCCACGGAUUUCUGUGUGACUGCAGGGCAAUACUAUUUGGCUUUUGAUACUUCUUUUCAAAAGAUUGGAAGCCUUGAUCAAGCGGAUCCUUGAAACAUGGCCAGCUGACAGUUGGAGGAUAAUUCUCCACCACAUAGAGAACACUGUAAUGAAUUCCUCCAUGAGUCGAGAACUCCGCCCUGCUGCCAGACGGAGUGAGGGACUGGCGCCUGAAGGGUGAUGAGACUCGCCCAUGUCACGGUUGGAAGUAGAGAACCAGAAAUAGAAGCCUUCCUGCUCUUUGCUCUCUAAUCUGCGGGAAUAACAACAUCAUGGGAAUCUUCCCAGCAAGUCCUCUGAGUGAAGUAAUAAUUAAUAGCUGGACCCGCACCUCCUGCAGAUACCCGCCUAAUCACCCAUGGCUGUCUCUGGGUUGUUCUAGAAAGAAACCUGAGGCACACCUGGAUUAAUUAGGAUGAGACUUCAACCCAGUUCAGGUGUGCUGGGCUGUGGGUUCCCGGAGCAUUUUCAGAGGUUCAUUAUGGUGUCUGUCUCUUGACCUCAACUGGGUCUACAGCCAUGAUGGCAGGUGUAUCCGGUAGCAACUGAGUGGAUGCGUGGAGAGCGCGGGCGCCUCGAGACCCGGAAGGAGGAAUCCGUUGAAGUGAGGCAAGUCACAGAGCUUCCUCAGCCCGGCUUCGCUCUGGGGGCUCAGCAGCCGCCUGAACCGCCCGCUCCUGCCUGCUGUUCAGACUGAGCCACUGCUCCUCAAGCAAGCAGCCCGGACUAGAGAGGAAGUGUGCGGAGGAAGGAAGUGGGCAUAGAAGGGUACAGGGCUCUGAGUCUUAAAGUCAAUGUCCUAAUAUCUUUGUCACCAAAACGUUUCUCAGGCGCCUUCAGGGAGUGCUUUCUGUUUCUGUAAUUUGUGACUCCCUGGUUAACUUCUGUAGUGGUUGCUUAUGCCCCCAGAAUCAGAUACAGCGCUUUUAAUCAACGAAGGAUCAGGACGGUUCCCCCCGAGGUCCCUCCCGGUGUCCGGGUUUGGCCAGCCUUUAGGUCAUGCCGGGCAGGCCGGGAGCCUCUGCGCUCAUAGUGGGGCGCGCGCGGAUUGGGUUGAGGACACGCCGCCACGCUUCUAGGACCCAGGCACGGUUGAAAGGCGAAACCCGGACCCCUUCCUGCUCCACUCUUGUAAAGCCCCGGCAGCCCGGAGACGUCCCAAGCUCCUCCGGGGCUAGGAGACCCCAGCCCGGACGCGCGCCCUGCUCAGCCAAGGUCCCCUAGCGCCCCCUACAGCCACGUGCCCGGGGAGACGGAGCCGGGCCCUGCGCCUCCGCACCACGCCCGGAACCCCACCCAGCGGCCCUCAGCCCAGGACCGCAGGAGCACCGCACCUCGCGGCUGCAAACUGGGCGUGCGUCCGGCGGGCGCGCAGCAUCCCCUACUACUUCUGAUCGCUCCGCCCGCCGCGGCCCCACUUCCCCUCCCUUCCUCUGUUGCUCCCUCCCUCCUUCCCUCCCGCCUGCCCGCCAGCCGGCGCCGGACAAGCUAAGCCUCUUCUCUUGGGGCGCUCUUCCCUUUGACCGACCGUCGCAUCCCGAGCAACUCUGGGACGGACGGUGGCCGUUUGGUCUUGAAUGUUCCCCUCCGAGAGCGCAUGGCUGAGCAGUCGAGGCGCGGGCCGGGUACCCGAGGAGCUGCCGUCCUGGAGGCGGUGAUGCUACUGUUGUGCUUGGGAGUCCGGACUGGGCGCCCCUACAACGUGGACACAGAGAACGCGCUACUCUACAAGGGUCCCCCCAACACUCUAUUUGGCUACUCGGUGGUGCUGCACAGCCACGGGGCAAACCGAUGGCUUGUAGUCGGGGCGCCCACGGCCAACUGGCUCGCCAACGCUUCGGUGGUCAAUCCUGGCGCGAUUUACAGAUGCAAGAUCGGAGGGAAUCCAGAGCAGACGUGCGAACAGCUCCAGCUGGGUAGCCCUCUUGGAGACCCCUGUGGAAAGACUUGUUUGGAAGAAAGAGACAAUCAGUGGUUGGGGGUCACGCUUUCCAGACAGCCGGGAGAGAAUGGAUCCAUCGUGACUUGUGGGCAUAGAUGGAAAAAUAUAUUUUACAUGAAGAAUGAAAAUAAGCUCCCCACAGGUGUUUGCUAUGGCAUGCCCUCCAAUUUACGGACAGAAUUGAGUAGAAGAAUAGCUCCGUGCUAUCAAGAUUAUGUAAAAAAAUUUGGAGAAAAUUAUGGAUCAUGUCAAGCUGGGAUAUCUAGUUUUUACACAGAGGAUUUAAUUGUAAUGGGGGCCCCAGGGUCAUCUUACUGGACUGGCUCUCUUUUUGUCUACAAUAUGACUACAAAUAAGUACAAGGCUUUUUUAGACAGAGAAGACCAAGUAAAAAUCGGAAGUUAUUUAGGCUACUCAGUCACAGCCGGUCAUUUUCGCAGUCUGCAUACUACUGAAGUAGUUGGAGGAGCCCCUCAGCAUGAACAGAUUGGUAAAGCGUAUAUAUUCAGCAUCGAUGCAAAAGAGCUAAAUAUCUUACAUGAAAUGAAAGGUAAACAGCUUGGGUCUUAUUUUGGAGCUUCUGUCUGUGCCGUGGACCUCAACGCAGAUGGCUUCUCAGACCUCCUCGUGGGAGCGCCCAUGCAGAGCACCAUCCGGGAGGAAGGGAGAGUGUUCGUGUACAUCAACUCCGGCUCAGGAGCAGUAAUGAAUGAAAUGGAAACAGAGCUCAUUGGAAGUGACAAAUAUGCUGCAAGAUUUGGGGAAUCUAUAGUCAGUCUUGGUGACAUUGAUAAUGAUGGCUUUGAAGAUGUUGCUGUAGGAGCCCCCCAGGAAGACGACUUGCGAGGCGCUAUUUAUAUUUACAAUGGACGAGCAGAAGGGAUCGCACCAGCUUUCUCACAGAGAAUUGAAGGACUUCAGAUCAGCAAAUCACUAAGUAUGUUUGGACAGUCUAUAUCUGGACAAAUUGAUGCAGAUAAUAAUGGAUAUGUUGAUAUAGCAGUUGGUGCUUUUCGGUCAGAUUCUGCUGUGUUGCUAAGGACGAGACCUGUUGUGAUUGUUGAAGCUUCUUUAAACCAUCCUGAGUCAGUAAAUAGAACAAAUUUUGACUGUAUUGAAAACGGAAUGCCUUCUGUGUGCAUGGAUCUAACACUCUGUUUCUCAUAUAAGGGCAAAGAGCUUCCUGAUUAUAUCGUUCUGUUUUAUAACAUGAGUCUGGAUGUGAACCGAAAGGCAGAGACUCCAUCAAGAUUUUACUUUUCUUCCAAUGGUACUUCUGAUGUCAUUACAAGCAGCAUAAAAAUAACAAGCAGAGUGGCAAACUGUAGAACACAUCAAGCAUUCAUGCGGAAAGACGUGCGGGACAUCCUCACCCCAAUUCAGAUUGAAGCUGCUUACCACCUGGGGCAUCAUGUUCUCAGUAAACAAAGUACAGAGGAAUUCCCACCACUUCAGCCAAUUCUUCAGCAGAAGAAAGAAAAGGACAUGAUUGAAAAAACAAUAAACUUUGCAAGAUUUUGUGCCCACGAAAAUUGUUCUGCUGAUUUACAGGUUUCUGCAAAAAUUGGAUUUUUGAAGCCGCAUGAAAACAAAACUUAUCUCGCUGUUGGAAGCAUGAAGACGUUAAUGCUGAACGUGUCCUUGUUUAAUGCCGGAGAUGACGCAUAUGAGACAACUCUGCAUAUCCGACUGCCCACCGGUCUCUACUUCAUUAAGAUUUUAGAUCUGGAAGAGAAACAAAUAAACUGUGAAGUAACAGACAGCUCUGGCAUAGUAAAACUUGACUGCAGGGUGGGUUAUAUAUAUGUAGAUCAUCUAUCAAAGAUAGAUUUCAGCUUUCUCCUGGAUGCCAGCUCACUCAGCAGAGCAGAAGAGGAUCUCAACAUCACAGUGCACGCCGCCUGCGAAAAUGAAGGGGAGGUAGGCAACCUGAGGCGUAACAAAGCGACUCUGACAAUCCCUCUCAAGUAUGAAGUCCUGCUGACUGUUCACGGGUUUGUAAACCCACCUUCGUUUGUGUAUGGACCAAAGGAGGAAGACGAGCCUGAAAUGUGUGUGGCAGAAAAGAUGAACUUCACUUUCCACGUCAUCAACACUGGCCAAAGCAUGGCUCCAAAUGUCAGUGUGGAAAUAAUGAUACCAAAUUCUUUUAUUCCCCGAACGGAUAAGCUGUUCAACAUUUUGGAUGUCCAGACCACUGCUGGAGAGUGCCAUUUUAAGAAUUAUCAAAGAACCUGUGCAUUAGAGCAGCGAAAAGGUACACUGGAGACCCUGAAAGACAUACUCAGAUUUUUGUCAAAGACUGAUAAGAGGCUACUGUACUGCAUAAAAGCUGAUCCACAUUGUUUAAAUUUCUCAUGCAAUUUUGGGAAAAUGGAAAGUGGAAAAGAAGCCAGUGUCCACAUUCAGUUGGAAGGCCGGCCAUCCGUUUUAGAAAUGGAUGAGACCAGAGCACUGAAGUUUGAAAUAAGAGCGACAGCUUUUUCAGAGCCAAAUCCAAGAGUUAUUAAACUAAACAAGGAUGAGAAUGUUGCACAUGUUCUGCUGGAAGGACUGCAUCAUCAAAGACCCAAACGCCAUUUCACUAUAGCGAUUAUUGUAAGCAGCUUGAUACUUGGACUUAUUCUACUUUUAUUGAUUUCGUAUGUUAUGUGGAAGGCUGGCUUCUUUAAAAGACAGUACAAAUCCAUCCUACAAGAAAACAGAAGAGACAGUUGGAGUUACAUUAACAGUAAAAAUGAUAAAGAUGACUGAAGACGUCUUUCAAACUGAGAGAAUUAAUAAGCCUCAGGUUAGAGUAAAGAAAUUAGUAGACAUUGUUUACAAGAAACCAUGAAUUUUGCUCAGACUUCUACAUACAUUUUUUACUCAUGACCUUGUGACAUAUUAUGUCUAAAUGCAAAUGGAAAACCAAGCAAUUAUUCUUGGAGAGAAAAUAACUGCAAAGGUAAGAUUUUAAUACAUCUAAUCGUUCAGCUCUUAAAUGGAAAGACACUAACACAUACAGUUUAUUAAAGAUAAGUAAUCCCUUGAAGAGAUCCUGAAAUGAAAGUGGACCUGCAUUAAAAUCAUGUUGAGGAAGUAAACGACUCCACUGGAGAAAUCUUGAAAUAGGUGUCAUUUACCAUAUAUAUAUGCUUGUUGCUUUGCUAAAGUAAAUUCCGCUGAAUAGGUAAUGCUUCAUUUGUAAUACAUUUUUGAGACUUGUUGGAUUAGGGUCUCUAGAAAUAUUUAGCAGAAUUUUUCAAAGAACUGUUCCCAAAGUUUCUGAUGAAUAGAAGAGGACUGUUAUCAUUUUAAAGCAGAGUUUAAUUUAGCCUUACAGACAUUGAUUUGUAAUUUCCUGUGGGCUUUGCUCAACAACCAUAUUUAUCCAGCUGUUUAUGAACAUUAUGGGCAGUCUUCAGACUGAACUUAUACACUGGUUUGAGCUUAAUGGGGUGAUGUCUGGAUAAUUAUUGUUUAUACAGCUAUGGCUUUUUUUCUUUCUGUAAAUAUAUACAUAAAUUUUUAAAAGAAUAUAUGUUUAUAUAGGUAUAAAUCCACUAGUCCUUCUAUAUUAUCAGGGGAAGGGUACCAAGGAUUAAACUUUAAAAACCCAUCUUUAGUCAAAUUUAUAUUCUAAAACAGCUUAAAUGUUGCACUUUAGUUGCUAUCUGAAAUAUAAAUACACUGAUAUAUGUAAAAUAUGAAAACUGUACCUCACUAAUGAUGUUUAAAAAUCAAAGCUCUGCAAAGAUGAUAUUGAAGGGCCAAUAUGUCAUACAAAUUAGAUCCUGUUUAAAAUACUGUCAAAUUAAGCAAAUGUACAAAUUCUUAUCAGGGUGUAACCCUUUUCUUCUCAAAUGUGUGAUACAUCUUUUUACUAGGUUUAUAAGAGCAUUCUCUUCUGUAUGGCAAUAGAAGCAAAAUUCACAAAUUUAAAUUGGAAAAUACAGAUUUAUCUGGUAUCUGAUAAAUGUUUCACUUAUCACUAAAACAUGGAAAUUCUGUCACAUUUAAGUUUUUUGUUGAUCUUAGAUUUUUUUUUAUGAUGUAGCUGUUUCUUUCUGGAUGUAAAAUAAUUUGUCUUUAAAUGUCUUUUCAUUUGCAAAUAGUCAUUUUUGUAAUAUUUAUUCAUACAUAUGAACUAAAUGCUGAUAACUGCAGGAUAUAAUUUCAUCUGAUUUGUCCCUGUUUGUCUUUGGAAGAUGGUUGUGGUCAAAUUUUCAAAACCUGUUAUAGGAAGUGAUUAAAUAGGUAACUUAGAGGGCAGUCUUUACUACUGUGGUCAAGGAUUUUGUUAGACGAGUUCUCUGCCAACAGCUGUCUUCCCCAGACCACCUAAUCCCGCUAAGUUGUCUAGUCACAAACUGGUGGCUAGAGAAAUGCACAGAAACUUGUGAAGACGUUUGAGCAGCAAACCUCCUGAACUAGGUGUCUACCAAGAGAAAUUAAUUGCAAUUUAAGGGAUGCUUUUUUUUGUUAUGAAAAACAAGUAGUUCUUUCAAGAAAAUGUCGGGGAUCAUUGGUGGAAAAUCAAAUCGAAAUUUAGAAUUGCUUUCAAGAUUAAAUUUGCUUCUUUCCUAUGAGAAAUGACAGUAUUUCAGGUGGUACUGAGUCCACUGAAAACAGUGUGCUAUAAUGGUCAGAUGACAUGACCUCCAGAAGCAAGAGGAACACAGCUCCCUAUUGGGCCGGGUUCUAACCAGUCAGAUGUUUUGCAUAGUUUAUGUGUAUUAUGAAUUUCAAAACCCUGUUUUCAACAUCCAGAGACUAUUCACACAACUGGUACCAAUAACUUAAAAAUAAUCUACCUUUUUUUGUUUUGUUUAUGGCAAGUAGUCUAAUUAAUAGAGACAUUUUGAAAAAAUAGUACUCUCUAUUUCUGGUUAUGUCAUUUCUUAGCUGUGUACUUGUGAAAUUUAGUCUCACCUCAUCAGGAAAUCCAGGACAUUCUCAUGUGAACUCUGGGCUGUACAGCAGGCUACAGGAAAUGUAACACAGAAUUAUUGGACUCAAAUUCAGAAAAACAACCCAAAUUAUUUCACUUUGGAAUUAAUAUACUUAAAAUUUACUUUCCAUUCCAGUAAUACCUUCCAAAAACCAGAAUAAAAUUCUUUUUUGUAUA
This is a messenger RNA of Camelus dromedarius (Arabian camel), 7439 nucleotides long. RefSeq names its product integrin subunit alpha 4 (gene ITGA4). Gene Ontology annotation, cellular component: integrin complex; external side of plasma membrane. Lineage: Eukaryota; Metazoa; Chordata; Mammalia; Artiodactyla; Camelidae. Gene Ontology annotation, biological process: integrin-mediated signaling pathway; cell-matrix adhesion; cell-cell adhesion. The record is from RefSeq and is a predicted model, not a curated record. The coding region runs from base 1985 to 5083 and encodes 1032 amino acids. Gene Ontology annotation, molecular function: integrin binding. The transcript is spliced from 32 exons.